Eurytemora carolleeae is the source of this 1801-nucleotide messenger RNA. RefSeq names its product 5-oxoprolinase. Gene Ontology annotation, molecular function: 5-oxoprolinase (ATP-hydrolyzing) activity. Gene Ontology annotation, cellular component: cytosol. The record is from RefSeq and is a predicted model, not a curated record. NCBI's taxonomy places the organism in Eukaryota, Metazoa, Arthropoda, Copepoda, Calanoida, Temoridae. Gene Ontology annotation, biological process: glutathione metabolic process.
GAUGUUUUGUUCAUUGGUAACCAAGCUCGACCUAAACUAUUCGACCUCGAGAUCGUCUGUCCUGAAGUUCUUUACGAGGAGGUUGUAGAGGUCGAGGAGAGGCUGAUUCUACAUAAUCACAAGUGUGAGUUAGAUAAAUCUGGAUGGAAAGAUACAAUGGGGACUACAGGAGAGAAAAUGCACGUCAAGCAAGAGGUCAACAAAGCUGAACUGGAGGAAAAAUUGAUGAAGUUGAAGGAGAAAGGGAUAAACUCCUUGGCCGUAGUCCUCAUGCACUCAUACAUGAAUAAGGAACAUGAGAAUGAGGUUGGGGAGGUUGCCCGGAGGCUGGGAUUCACCCAUGUAUCCUUGUCCUCCGAGGUUAUGCCAAUGGUUCGUAUUGUGCCGCGAGGAUUCACAGCCUUGGCAGAUGCAUACCUCACGCCUUGCAUUAAAACAUACCUAGAUGGCUUCUCUUCUGGGUUCAAGAAUAAUCUUGAAGGAGCAAAUGUUCUCUUCAUGCAGAGUGAUGGUGGACUCACACCAAUGCAAAGUUUUAAUGGUUCUAGGGCUAUACUCUCAGGUCCGGCUGGAGGCGUCGUUGGAUACGCAAUGACCUCGUACUCCAAACAAGACGACUUACCUGUAAUUGGUUUUGACAUGGGUGGUACAUCUACUGAUGUUUCUAGAUACGCAGGGGCAUAUGAGCAUGUAUUUGAGUCUACAACUGCCGGAGUAACUAUCCAGGCCCCUCAGCUUGAUGUAAACACUGUUGCGGCCGGGGGCGGGUCUAUGCUUUUCUUCAGAUCAGGACUCUUUGUUGUUGGUCCAGAGUCUGCCAGUGCUCAUCCAGGACCUGUUUGCUAUAGGAAAGGAGGACCCUUGGCAAUCACUGAUGCGAACCUCUGUUUGGGAAGAAUUCUUCCGGAAUACUUUCCCAAAAUAUUUGGGAAAACAGAGGACCAACCAUUGGAUAAAGAUGGGACUGUUGCUGCAUUUGAGGAGCUAACUAAUGAGAUAAAUGAGUUUAAUGGCGGAGAGAAGACUAUGAGCAAGGAAGAGGUUGCAAUGGGUUAUAUUGCUGUUGCAAAUGAAGCUAUGUGUCGACCUAUAAGAGCACUCACUCAGGGAAAGGGAUAUGAUACUUCUAAGCAUGCAUUGGCAUGCUUUGGAGGAGCAGGAGGACAGCAUGCAUGCUCUAUUGCCAGAUCUCUAGGCAUGUCAACGGUUAUUGUUCACAAAUAUGCAGGAAUUCUUUCUGCCUUCGGCAUGGCACUGGCUGAUGUUGUUCACGAGGAACAGGAGCCAACUGCUUUGAAAUAUGAGGAAGAAUCAAUGGACGAAAUCUCACAGCGAAUUAAAGAGCUGGAGGCAAAAUGUGUGACAAAUCUGAAUUCUCAAGGAUUUCUGCAAUCUCAAAUUUCAACGGAGUCAUUUUUGCACAUGCGAUACAGGGGAACUGACUGCGCUCUGAUGUGCAAUUUGGGAGACGAAAAAGACUUCAUGAAAACUUUUCUUUCGCGUUAUAAAACUGAGUUCGGAUUUACACUCUCAAACAGGGACGUUCUAAUCGAUGAUAUUAGGGUGCGAGGUACAGGACAGUCGGGGAUAACUCUUACAGAAUCUAAAGAGAAGGCAUCUGGGGAUCCUGUUGUGGAGAAGGAGAUCCAGGUUUACUUUGAGAACGGAUACCAGACAACACAGGUUUAUCUGAUGGAGAACCUGAAACCUGGACACACUAUUCAGGGACCAGCUAUUAUCAUGGACAGUCUGAGCACGGUGUUAGUAGAACCGCUCUGCAAGGCCAGCAUAACAGCAAAAG